Messenger RNA from Humulus lupulus (European hop), 2558 nucleotides. RefSeq names its product protein SIEVE ELEMENT OCCLUSION B-like. Gene Ontology annotation, biological process: phloem development. The transcript has 7 exons. Lineage: Eukaryota; Viridiplantae; Streptophyta; Magnoliopsida; Rosales; Cannabaceae. The record is from RefSeq and is a predicted model, not a curated record. Bases 85 to 2229 code for a protein of 714 amino acids.
UUUUCAACACUGCACCACAGAAACACACAGUCAUUCCCCCACUCUUGAUUGUCUAUUCGCCCCACCCAAAUAAAAAACAAGAUCAUGGCUGAAAAACUCACACAAGCAAUCAUCCCUCGUUUUCAGUCUGGAGGCAAGAGUGACCUGAGCAGGAAGCAUAUGAUAUCCGAUGACAGCACGAUGGUGAGGCAGAUUCGGGAAACUCACAGUCCUGAGACUCACUAUCUAGAUGUCAAACCAAUUAUCCUGGUCAUUGAGGACAUCUUUCGAAGGACUGCUCCUGGCAUUGAUGCUAUGAUAAAUGGUACACAUAUAGAUGCAGGUGAUGAGAAGGGCAGCGUGUCUAGCGUUGAUGAAAUGCUUGAAGCACUGGCUCAUAUCAUACAUAAAAUUUCCUGUGAGAUGUUUUGCAAGUGCUCAGGGUCGGAUCUGCAUGCGUCUACUCUGGUGUUAUUCAAGAUGCUGUCAUACUAUCCAUGGGAAGCAAAAGUGGUUCUAGCCUUGGCUGCUUUUUCUGUAACUUAUGGCGAAUUCUGGCUUGUCACUCAGCUCUGCACUACAAAUCCACUAGCCAAGGCUGUUGCCCUUCUGAAGCAAGUCUCAGACAUGAUUGAGAAUUUGCGAGCCCUAAAGCCUCAACUUGAAGCAAUACACAAUCUCAUCAGUGCCAUCAUGAAGGUAACUAAACUAAUUGUCGAAUUCAAUGACCUGCCAACAGAGUACCUUUCACAAGACUCGGAGCAGUUAUCAGUUGGAAAAGCUCAUAUUCCUGCUGCAGCGUACUGGACCAUUCGAAGCAUCAUAGCAUGUGCUUGGCAUGUUGCUAGCCUUACAGAUUUCAGAUAUGAGCACAUUGCAUCAGCCUCAGAGCUUUGGGAAUUGUCAAGCUUGGCACAUAAGCUGGUCAGUAUACACGAUCUCCUAGCACUUGAACUGAACAAUUGCCGAAAAUAUAUAGCAAAGAUGCAACAUGAAGAGCACUACAAAAACCUCGUACGCCUUAUUGAGGGCACCACCCAUCUGGACAACAUGAAGAUCCUCAAGGCAUUACUCGCCCCUGCUGAAGAACAAACCCUUGUGUAUGGUUACUCCAAAGCAAAGGUUUCUGUUGAGGUAUUAAGGAGAAAGCAUGUGUUGCUGCUAAUAUCUGACUUUGAUAUCACCCAUGAAGAGCUUACAAUUCUCUCCAUUAUAUAUGAUAUGAGGAUGAAGCAAGAUCAACGAUACGAUACGAGCUCAAAAGACACUCCAUACGAGGUGGUGUGGAUCCCUAUGGUGGACAGAAUGACGAAUUGGCGUCCACAACGUGAACAAAAACUUUCAGAGUUACAAUCAAAGAUGCCAUGGUACUAUGUGGAAAACCCUGAUCUAAUCGAACCUCCAGUGAUUAAGUACAUCAGAGAGAGGUGGAAUUUCGAAAAGAAAAUAAUUUUAGUGGCAUUAGAUCCAUCGGGGAAGGUCACAUCCAAAAAUGCCACUCAUAUGAUGUGGAUCUGGGGGAAUUCGGCCUUGCCAUUCAGUCAAGACAGAGAGGAUACACUUUGGAGUGGAGAGCAAUGGUCACUCAAGCUACUCAUCGAUAGCAUUGAACCUGAAACGCAAACAUGGAUGAAUAGCAAUAAAUACAUAUGCUUGUACGGAGGCGACAAUAUUGAUUGGAUCAGACAAUUCACCACCCAAGCAAAAGUAGUAGCACAGGCUUUCGGCAUCGAGUUAGAACUACUCUACGUGGGAAAAAGCAAUGUACCGAAAGAGCGGAUUAACAAGAUCAAUGCAACCAUCCAAGCCGAAAAUCUCAGCCACAUCUGGCCAGAUUCCACUUCCAUCUGGUUCUUCUGGUCCCGGCUCGAGAGCAUGCGCUGUUCCAAGGUCCGAUACGGCAAGACCAUAGAAGACGACCCCAUAUUGAAAGAGGCCAUGAUUCUGCUCAGCUACGACGGCUCCGACCAGGGCUGGGCCUCACUCUGGCGUGGCUCAAACGAGAUGGCCCGAGCCAAUGGACAACUGGCUCUGAAGACCUUGAAUGAGUUUCAAAUCUGGGAGCCUGAGACUCGGGAGAUGACUUUGAUCCCGGCUUUAAAUGUGGAACUACAGAGGCGCCACUCGCCACAGCACUGCACGCGUCUCAUACUUCCAGGGAUUGGUCAGGACAUUCCUCCAAAGGUGGUUUGCACGGAGUGCGGCCGUGACAUGGAGAAGUUCUUCAUGUUCCGAUGCUGCACCGAUUGAGGGGUUCGUCUACGAACGAGAGUUUAUUACAGCUAGUUGUACUAGUUUACGUUGGUCUGUUGUUGCAUGUAUUGUAUUUUAAGUUUUAACUAUGUUUAAUUUGGUUUGGUUUGUUAAUGUUUUGAUGUGUGGUGCUCUUUCGACUAAGUUAUUGUUUGACUUUAAGGUAUAAUGUCAAUGGGACUCGUAGCUACCGUUUAGGAUAUCUACUGGGUCUCUCUUAAUCAAUACUCACUUCUCUUCUUUAGUUUAAGUUUGUUGUUUAAGAAACUUUUACUACGUUGGAGUCUGUAAGAUGUUACAAAUAAAAUAAUAUAGUGCCUUGGAUA